Messenger RNA from Lagenorhynchus albirostris (white-beaked dolphin), 2907 nucleotides. RefSeq lists its product as uncharacterized. The transcript has 2 exons. The record is from RefSeq and is a predicted model, not a curated record. NCBI's taxonomy places the organism in Eukaryota, Metazoa, Chordata, Mammalia, Artiodactyla, Delphinidae. Gene Ontology annotation, molecular function: zinc ion binding; aspartic-type endopeptidase activity; nucleic acid binding. Gene Ontology annotation, biological process: virion assembly; proteolysis.
AUGGCGGCUCCCAGGCCCACGUGGAGCCUGUUGUCCCUGUCCCGAGAGCCGGAGCCGGGGCCCUGGCGGGUCGGCCGGGCAGAACCUCCUGCGGCCCCUCCCGGAGGGCCACCCAGGCCAGAACCGGAGGACCGAGAGGCAGAGGCACUACCGGUCCCCCUGCCCAAUGAAAAUAAUUCCCAGGGGCCGGCUGGGCGCACUCGCGGACGCACUCAGCGCGACCCAGGGUUCCGCCAUCCUGAUUCCACCAUAGCCCUACCCCUGCGAGAAAUAGGCCCUCCCGAUGAGACAGGGAACCCCCGACUCCAGUAUUGGCCAUUCUCUACCAGUGACCUAUAUAAUUGGAAAACCCAGAAUGCCCGUUUUUCUGAUAAUCCUAAAGACUUGAUAGCUCUUCUAGAUAGCGUUAUGUUCACUCAUCAGCCCACCUGGGAUGACUGCCAACAGCUCCUCCGGAUCCUAUUCACUACCGAAGAACGGGAGCGAAUCCAGCUGGAGGCGAGAAAACUGGUUCCUGGAGAUAAUGGUCAACCCACCGCUAACCCUGACCUCAUCAAUGCAGCUUUUCCCUUAACUCGCCCCCCGCAGGAUGAAUGGGACUAUAACACCGGAGAAGGUAGGGGACGACUGCUCAUUUAUCGCCAGACUCUAAUGGCGGGUCUCCGGGCUGCCGCGCGCAAGCCCACUAAUUUGGCCAAGGUAUAUUCAAUUGUACAAGGUAAAACAGAAAGUCCCUCCUCUUAUAUAGAAAGAUUAAUGGAAGCCUUUAGGCAGUAUACCCCUAUGGAUCCAGAGGCCCCCGAAAAUCAGGCCGCCAUUGUAAUGUCCUUCGUUAACCAGGCAACCCCUGAUAUUAAAAAGAAACUCCAGAAGUUAGAAGAUCUGGAGGGCAAACAGAUACAGGACUUACUCCGUAUCGCCCAGCGCGUCUUUAAUAACCGGGACGCCCCAGAGGAUAAACAACUUAAAGCCACUGAGAAAAUGACUAAAGUCUUGGCGGCCAUUGUUCAGAAAGAUCAAGAGGGCCCCCCAGCCACUCGACCUCCCAGGCGACCAUUGGACAGAGAUCAAUGUGCCUAUUGCAAGGAAAAGGGCCACUGGGCUCGGGAAUGCCCCAAGAAAAGACAGCCGCGCCCCAACCAGGGGCAAUGGCAACCGAACGCCACCCCAGUCCUGUUUACACAUGAUACAAAGUAGGGGGGACGGGGUUCGGACCCCCUCCCCGAACCCAGGGUAACCCUACGAGUGGAGGGGAAACCAGUCCAAUUCCUGGUGGAUACAGGGGCACAGCAUUCGGUCUUGGUUAAGCCCCACGGGAAAAUUUCUAACAAAUCCUCCUGGGUCCAGGGAGCUACGGGAGUCAAACGUUACCUUUGGACCACUCAGAGAACUGUGGACUUGGGCACGGGAAGGGUAACCCAUACCUUUCUGGUCAUUCCCGAUAGCCCUUGCCCCUUACUGGGGAGAGACUUACUCACUAAAAUGGGAGCACAAAUUCAUUUUCGGCCAGAGGGGCCAAUCGUAACAGACCCUCACGACCAACCCAUAUCUGUGCUCACCCUGAACUUGGAAGAUGAGUACCGACUUCACCAGGAACCACCCUCCCAAAAUCAAGAUAUAGAGUCAUGGCUUCAGCAGUUCCCCGAAGCAUGGGCAGAAACAGGGGGGGUGGGACUAGCCAAACACCGCCCAGCCCUAUUCAUAGAGAUCAAACCGGGGGCAGAUCCUGCACGUGUCCGACAGUAUCCCAUGCCCCUAGAGGCCAAGACUGGUAUCACUCCUCAUAUUCGCCGGCUUCUUGACCUGGGGAUACUGCGUCCCUGCCAGUCGGCCUGGAAUACACCCCUGCUGCCAGUCCGCAAACCUAACAGUAAAGACUACCGCCCAGUGCAGGACCUGAGGGAAGUCAACAGACGGGUCAUAGACAUCCAUCCUACUGUGCCCAAUCCAUAUACUCUUUUGAGCGCCCUUAGUCCAGAAAAACAAUGGUAUACUGUGCUGGACCUCAAAGAUGCCUUUUUUAGUUUACCCUUGGCGCCCAAAAGUCAAGAACUCUUUGCCUUCGAAUGGUCAGAUCCCGAGAGAGGUAUAAACGGACAACUCACCUGGACCAGACUUCCCCAAGGAUUCAAAAACUCGCCUACCUUGUUUGAUGAGGCCCUACACGAGGAUCUCAGUGAGUACCGGAGACAAAACCCCAAUGUAACCCUCCUGCAGUAUGUUGAUGAUCUCUUAAUAGCUGCUGAGACCGCUGAAGCCUGCCUGCAGGGAACCAGAAACCUCCUACGGACUCUCGGCACCCUGGGAUACCGAGCCUCUGCCAAGAAAGCACAGAUCUGCAGGCCUGAGGUAACUUACCUGGGAUACCUAUUGAAAGGGGGGCAACGAUGGCUCACAGAUGCACGGAAGGAAACCAUCCUCCACAUCCCCAGGCCCACCACGCCUCGACAGGUGAGGGAAUUUUUGGGGUCGGCUGGGUUCUGCCGUUUAUGGAUACCCAAAUUUGCUGAAAUGGCCAAACCGCUAUACCUAGCCACCAAAGAGCAGACGCCCUUUGAAUGGACAGAAGAGGCUGAGCAGUCAUUUCAGCAGAUCAAAACUGCCUUGCUAUCCGCACCCGCCCUGGGUCUCCCUGAUGUCUCCAAGCCCUUCCACCUCUUUGUAGAUGAAAGCAAAGGCAUAGCUAAGGCCGUGUUGACCCAGCCCCUCGGUCCUUGGCCCAGGCCUGUUGCUUACCUAUCAAAAAAAUUGGACCCAGUGGCUGCCGGCUGGCCUCCUUGCCUCCGGAUGAUCACCGCCACGGCCCUAAUGGUAAAGGAUGCUGACAAACUAUGGGGCAGGAGUUACAUGUCACCACCCCCCACGCCAUCGAUGGGGUUCUCAAACAGCCUCCCGACCGAUGGAUGA